Molecule: messenger RNA, 588 nt
Organism: Perognathus longimembris pacificus (Pacific pocket mouse)
Lineage: Eukaryota; Metazoa; Chordata; Mammalia; Rodentia; Heteromyidae
Gene: Snrpf
Product: small nuclear ribonucleoprotein polypeptide F
Exons: 4
Coding region: 155-415 (86 amino acids)
Biological process (GO): spliceosomal snRNP assembly; mRNA splicing, via spliceosome
Cellular component (GO): U1 snRNP; catalytic step 2 spliceosome
Molecular function (GO): RNA binding
Source: RefSeq, a predicted model, not a curated record
UGACGCUGUUCUCGGGCGGCCAUUUCUCUCUUCGCUCACGGGCUCGGCUCGCUGUAGCGGAUCCAGUCACGCGGGACCGGCGGCGGCGGCGGCGGCGGCGGCGCGACGGGGCGGUCGGCGGCGGGGGACCCUGUAGUAUCUGCCCGUAUUCGCGAUGAGUUUACCUCUCAAUCCCAAGCCUUUCCUCAAUGGACUAACAGGAAAGCCAGUGAUGGUGAAGCUUAAAUGGGGCAUGGAAUACAAAGGCUACCUGGUAUCUGUAGAUGGCUAUAUGAACAUGCAGCUUGCAAAUACAGAAGAAUACAUAGAUGGGGCAUUGUCUGGACAUCUGGGUGAAGUUUUAAUAAGAUGUAACAAUGUCCUUUAUAUCAGAGGUGUUGAAGAAGAAGAAGAAGAUGGGGAGAUGAGAGAAUAGCCACUUGGGGGGGUCUUUUUUAUAUAUAUAUUUCUAGACCAUAUUUUUUUCCAAUCUGACUUGUGACAAAGGUGUGUUGAAGAAAAAGAUGGGACAUGAGAGAAUGGAGCCUUUUUGUGGGGGAUUUUUUUUUAUAUAUAUAUUUCUAGACAAUAAAAAUUUGUCAACGUGAA